CCCAAGCAGUACUAACCAAAAAAAAAAAAAAAAGCCUGCACAGCCAUCGUGUGCUCAGCCCACAAAGGGAAAUAGUAUUGGAGAGAAAGGACAGCAGGACAGAGGUGCAGAUAAAGAGUCUUGAGAAACUAUUGCUUUAAAACGCUGACAUACAACCACCAGACCUCCAGAGCAAAAAUGACUGGACAGAAGCUGUGGACGCAGGUGGCCGUGCUGGCGCUCCUGGUGCUGACGGUGACGGCAGCCGAAGGAGGGAAAGCAGAAAAACAAGGAAAGAAGGAACGCAAAUCUGACUGUGGGGAUUGGCAGUGGAGCGUGUGCGUCGCCAACGAGGGCGACUGCGGCCUGGGCACCAGGGAAGGAACGCGCACAGGAACCGACUGCAAGCAGACCAUCAAGACCCAGCGCUGCAAGAUCCCCUGCAACUGGAAGAAGAAGUUUGGAGGGGAAUGCAAGUACGAGUUCCAGGACUGGGGGGAGUGUGACCUGGCGACGGGGAAGAAGAACAGGACCGGGGUACUGAAGCGAGCGCUCAUGGAUGCGACCUGCGCUCCCACUGUCACGGCAACCAAGCCAUGCGGGAAAAUUCCCAAGCCCAAGCUGCAAGAUGCAAAGAAGCAAAAGAAGGAAGGGAAGAAGCGAGAGCGCACCCCAAUGGACUGAGAUUUGUUUUUAUUUCAUGCCAGCAAAGAGGAAGAAGACUGUGGGAAGACGAGCGCCGCCCCACCCCAACCUGCUUCCUGUUUAUCUGUACUGUAGGCUGACUUUAGGACACUCUGUAGUUUUGAUGAAACCAGUAAAAACAUGAAUUUUAGAGCCAUAUUGUACUUUUUUUUUUUCUUUUCUAGCACCCAGUAAGAAUCAUCUUGUAUAUUGCUGUAGUAGACAUAAUACAAUGUGCUAGGGACGGAUAAUGAGAUGAUUUGUUUACUAGUGCUUACACCUAAUUAUGUUAUCUCUCGGAUUAGUUUCUGAAGUACAAAUUGCCCACAAUUUGUUUUACUGUUCCACACCCCAACUCUAAUUUGGAAAAAAAUUAAAUCAAACUUUGGCCUGUGCUCUAAUGAGGCAGUUUGUUAAAGAAAGUCCCCAAACAUUUUCACCUAAUUAAUUUGAGUUGCAAAGAAAUAAUAAAAAAAAUCUGUUUUUCAGUGUUUAGCAAUUGCAAUUUAACAAAGUUUUUCAGUCUGUGGUAAAUUUCCAUUUAUAAUUUAGUCUAAGAGCUUCACCAUGAGCGUACAAAAUGUCCUUUUCCUCUGUUGUACCUUAAUUUACAUAUAUUAAUAACUUUCUCCUCAAUAUAUCGUGACUGUUUGAGGUUAUCACUUCCUUUGCUUCCUGGUACGUUUCCGAUACUAAAAAAAAAAAAAGUGAAUGAAAUGUAGAGAAAGAAAAUACCAAAAGCAUUUAAACUUCCUGAUAUCACCUCUGUCAAUAUAAUGCAAAUAAAAAAAAUAAACAUCUCAAAACAAG
Messenger RNA from Poecilia reticulata (guppy), 1473 nucleotides. RefSeq names its product pleiotrophin (gene ptn). Gene Ontology annotation, molecular function: growth factor activity. NCBI's taxonomy places the organism in Eukaryota, Metazoa, Chordata, Actinopteri, Cyprinodontiformes, Poeciliidae. The record is from RefSeq and is a predicted model, not a curated record.